AUGGACGAAACACACAGUUUAUUGUUAAACGAAGAGGCCCUCAAGGUCUGCCCCGAUCCCAAGAAACCUAUUUUUAUAUACGAAUGGCUACGUUAUCUCGAUAGUAUUUUGCCUGUUACUCAAAGAGUUGAUUUGAAAAGUGUUCAAGAACAGCUAUUGAAGCAGUUGGAAAGCCGUGUUCUUGCUGCCAAUGGUGCCCCUACUAGACUUCUCCUAGCCAGAUGUAUCGCUAGAGUAUAUGCUACUGGUGAUAGCUACUCUUUAUUUGGCACGAUUAAUAUGUGUAACGAUGUUCUUCGAGGGAAAGAUGAUUCUCCGAGUCAAUUACCCAUUAAAUUAAGUGCACUAGCUUGUCUCUCUGCGUUAUAUGAAAAUGUCGGUCGAUUAGUAGGAAGAUCGUAUGAAGAGACUUUCACUGCCAUGUGUAAGAUGAUGAAAAGUGCUGAGUCCCAAAUACGCACUGAGAUUCUGUCUACCAUGUCCGCCAUGAUCACGGGUUUAGGAGCGGGAGCGUCUAAUGUGCAUAAAGAUUUUUAUAAAGUCGCCAAAACUUACCUAACUGACCGAGCCCCUACUGUACGUGUUGCCGCUAUUCGGUGUCUCACUUCGCUUGUACCAUUAUAUCCUGUAAUAUAUACUACUGACUUAGAAGGAACAUGUACUUUAUGUGUUAAAGCCUUGGAUGGCUCAACUUAUGAAACAAGGCUUGCUGUAGCAAACUUAUUCGCUAUUCUAUUGUCAACUUCCCUUCAACCUCCUCCUGGAGCUACGAUGGGUGGCAAAGGAAAUACUAACAUCCCAAUUCGUCCGAUGCCAUUAGAAGAUGCUCUUCAGCUACUCUCAGCUGGUUUUCUCAGAGGAGGAAUAGGAGGAUUCCUAAAAGGAAACAGUGGCUCGGCUGCUGCUUCAGGUGGUCUGAGAGAAGUCAGAGUGGGAAUUGCUAUGGGCUAUGUUGAACUGUUUCGUGAAAUGGGGACCAAUUGGCUAGAGAAAAAUGUUGGCAUGAUUUGUAAGCAUCUUUUGGAUGUAUGUGCCAAAACUGGAGGCCUGGCUUUCACUAAUAGUAACUCUCAAGCCAAUGAGGCUGUCUCAAUGCGAGGAUGUAUCUCGUAUGUUUUUCGAGCCAGUAUUGGAACUAUGCUUAGCGAACAAGCUCAAAUCACUGCUUGCAAAUAUCUUGGAGCGCUCCUUUCCGAUUACAUUAAUUCCUUUGAUUGCUCGGUCGAGCCUGGAGUCGAAUCGGUUUUCGGUCCUGAAAUAUAUUCCUCUGCUCAAGCCUGCAUGGUAGCAUUGUUAGAGAUAUCUGCUCUAGUACGACAAAUUGGAACGGCAGUGACACCUUUAUUUGUUGAAGCAUCUGGUAUUAUGGAACCUGUUUUCGCUUCAUUGCUUCAUCCAGUUCAAUCUGUAAGAGUAGCAAGUGCGUGGUGUCUUCGCUGUGUUACUCUAGCUGUACCAAGUCAACUAACUCCGCUGAUCGAUAGAUGUCUCAGCAGGUUGGAACACAUGAAAGCUAGUACUGAUGCGAUCAGUGGUUACUCCUUGGCUCUGGCUGCUCUAAUUGCUGCAUCCGCAGACUGUAAACUUGGCAUUCCUCAUGCCAAACCCAAACAGGUUUUCAAUUGUGCUGAGGAAAUGCUCAAGACGGCAACUCAGCAGAGCCGUUUAGCCAUAGCUAAAAUAAAUGCUGGAUGGAUGUUAUUACAUUCUCUCGUGUCCCUAGGACCCUGUGUCGUUAAGAGUUAUAUGCCGAAGAUAUGUCAAAUGUGGAGAGCUGCUUUUCCUAGAAGCGCUAAAGAGGCUGAAAAUGAGAAAGGCAGAGGUGAUGCUUUCUCUUGGCAGUGCGCAUUGGAGUCUAGAGCUGGAGCUCUGUCUGUGAUGUGCGCCGCAGUAUCGCAAAAAGACUUAGCAGACGAUGAAAUUAUAAAAUCCGUUUUGUUGCCUGUAGAAUGCUCUUUAGUCAUGAUGUCACAAGUUGGAAGUUUGGUUCGUUCUUAUGGCAACAAAAUAAGACAGCUGUUGAGCUAUGUGCGCAUAAGAGUUUAUCAGUUGGUCAUUCAUUUGCCGACAAAAACAUAUGAGAAUGUUUACGCCGCUCUGUUGCGAGAGCUAGUUGCCGAUAUCACCCUUUCGGAUAACGUUCAAUCCAGUCAGACAUCAUCUUUACCAUCUCAGUUGACAGGAGGACCAGAAAGUGUACUAUUAACUCCUUGGUUCAAUGCAAACGAUCAAGCUUUGAUUGAAAAUCAGCUGCAAACAGGGAACAGUUGCGUCGGAUCUAUGGAAAAUGACGUCAUGUGCCUAAUAAGUGGUAAUGCUAAAGAUUUGCAUAGCUUAUGGCCUACUCCUGAUCCUCCUCAUGUUGCAUGUUUGGAUACAGCAGUGCAGGCUUACGCCAAAGUGUUCUACUUGGCACCAGCCAAGCAUAAAUUACAAAUAACAGAACAUUUUUCGGAAACCAUCAAAGGCUGUAAGCAAGUUGCAAGACAACAAGCGAUCCAACAGAACGUUGUGUGCGCUCUAGCCGGAGCAUUCAAAACUGUUUGCGAAUCUAGAUCUCGACUCGAUAAUGAAUCAUUGCAGAAGGCUUCACUAAAUAUUCUUGUAAAUGGUCUCAGUAGCCCCUCAGCGAUAUCCAGAUGUGUAUCUGCAGAAGCUCUCGGAAGACUUGCUCAAGCUGCUGGGGAUCCCCAGUACGUUGCAUCUAUUGCUCAAUAUUGUUUUGAUCGUCUGAAAACAUUACGGGAUUCAAUCAGCAGAUCAGGGUUUACCCUGGCUCUAGGAUGUUUGCAUAGACAUGUUGGAAGUUUAGGAAGCGGUCAGCAUUUGAACACUGGCGUGUCAGUGGUACUUGCAUUGUCCCAAGAUUUUUCACAACCACUUGUUCAAACUUGGUCCCUUGUAAGUCUAGCAUUGAUUGCCGAAACGGGUGGGGGAAUGUUCCGCGGCUACGUUGAGCCUGUUCUCAGCGUUUGUCUGAUACUUCUGCUCAAUACACAAGCUGGUAAUGUUGAUGUUGUUCAAGGAAUCGGAAAACUGUUGUCUGCGUUGAUGACCUGUGUUGGUCCUGAGUUGGGAUGCACUGGAGCCAUAGAAGGUGUGAGAGGAUCUUUGCUUGUUGCUUGUGCACUUCAAUUUUCUCAUCCUGACCCGUUGGUACGCUCCGAAGCGUUGGCCGGAUUGCAGCAAAUGCACCUCUACGCUCCUAGAUAUGUACAUUUGAAUAGGCUUGUUCAUGAUAUCUGCAGAUCUCUUUCUAGUAGACAUUUGUGUGUUCGGAAAGCUGCGGUGUGUUGUUUGAGACAACUUGUUCAACGUGAAGCAAAAGAAGUACAUGAGCAUGCUCAAGUUCUUGUUCCUCAAGGUAUGGUUGAUGAAGGCAAAAAACUUCCUUUACCUGACACGGGUUUGGAAGGUGCCCUCAUAAGUAUGUUGGACACUGAGACACAUUCACAAUUACGUCUUCACUUGGAGGAAACGGUGGUAUCGCUAGUUCAAGCGACUAAUGGAGAACUCUUGAGUCAAUGGCUAUCUUUGUGUAAAGAUAUCCUCGCUUCUUCCACUGAAUCUACUAAAGUUGCGCUCGGUACAGACGAUGCAACGGAAAAAGAGGAUGACGAGAAAGAAGAUGGAGGGGAUGACGAUGUCACAUUGGCUGUAAAAUCUAACAUUAUUGAUAAGGGCAAAGUUCAGCCUAGAUGGCCUACUAGAGUUUUUGCUACUCAAGUUGUUCAAAAGCUGAUGUCUGUUUGUGAUACUGAACGUGCUCACUUAGAUCUUGCUCUAGCUAAAGAGUUACAGAUGUCUUCAAACGGACGCUGUGAUUAUCUAGUUCUCCAUCUCUCCGAUUUGGUGCGAAUGUCUUUCAUGGGUGCCACCAGUAGCAACACCGAGUUGAGACUAGCAGGCCUACUUUCUUUACAGGAAGUCAUAAAUAGGUUUUCUACUGUUCCUGAGCCUGAGUUCCCAGGUCAUGUCAUCCUAGAACAGUUUCAAGCUCAAGUUGGUGCUGCCCUUCGUCCGGCUUUCACUGAAGACACACCGAGUCAUGUCACUGCUGCUGCUUGUCAAGUAUGUAGUACUUGGAUAGGAAGUGGUGUUGCUAGAGAUUUGAACGAUCUUCGCCGUGUUCACCAGCUUCUUGUCUCGUCUCUGGGAAAGCUAAAGCAUGGAUCAAUCAACACCCAGUUGUACAGUGAAGCAGCAGCCACUUUGGAAAAGGUUUCGAUUCUAAAAGCUUGGGCUGAGGUUUACGUGACCGCUAUUGAGCAAGAAAGUAAAAGUGAAAGUAAUAGAACAGACGACGAUAGCCCUUCCCCCAACGAGAGUCUAUUGUCUCUUGUGCAGCCUGAAUUGUCUUGCUUAAUAGGCUAUUGGCUGGCGGCCCUUCAUGACGCUGCCGUUCUCUCUCUCCCAGCAAAGUUUGUCAACCAACUACCUGGUGAUGGAGGAGCGUUCUUCAAAAUGGAAAGCUCUGAAGUUUGUCGGGAAUACUACAGGGCUGCUUGGCCUCCCAUCCUUCUUGCAAGUACGAUGUGGUUCAAACAAAACAGUUUCGAGAAAUGCGUUAAAACUGAGGCUCCUGAGACAUGGUCCAAUGAUAAAGCUGAGUCGCGCUUCCAUGUUAUGUUCGGGCUAGCAGUAGAAGCUCUUUGCAGCAAAACAGCCUUCAACGAUGACGCUACUAUCCAGAUGUGUUUGAAAUCAUUGACAGCACUCAUAUCAUGUGAAUGGUGUCAACUUCACUUGAUGUCUGACAUCCAACUUGCGAUUGAGUUGACAAAUGUACUUCACAGGCUUAUCCUUACGAGAGAUAACCUGUCUACGCAACAGUUGUGCAUGGAAUGUGCGAAUACUAUCCUUGAUGCUGCAUUCUGUUCAAUCCGUUUGUCGUCUUCUGCUGAUAUUGAAAAUGGCAAUAUAACUUCCCCAUUAGGUCAUCAUUUUGACGGUUUCAAAGGCGAAGAAGGAUCUGAGGGUCUUAAAUCGGGUACACUCACCUUCGGCUUGUUGGAACUAGUGUUGUGCCUGUUCAUAAGGCAGAUGCCCCAGAUCAAUUCCGCGCAGAUGAAGUCCAGAUCGGUAGCACCGCUUCAUUUACGUAGAUUUGGUAGAUUACCACCUGAGAGUGCUACACUAAUCAAAGGCGGCAUUCAACUGCUUGUUCAGCUCCCCAAUCUUUGUUGUUCGAAAGGGAAAGGUGUGGUACUUCCCGUAGUUCUGUACCUUUUGAUUGGAUUUAUUCGUGAGUCAGCUAGAAUCGAUGAAGGGUCUGUAGUUCCUGACUUACCACCUGGACAUCUCACAACUGUAGCUACGACAGCACUACAGGCUCUUCGUACCAUAGCUAGCUCCCCCCCUACUGAUGCAACCCUCGAGCAGUGGACCUCUUUGAUGAGAAGUGCUUUGUAUUCCAUGCUGUUGCUCUGUUCAGGUGCCCACAGAGUUGACGAAUGUGUGAUCAUGUUAUCUUGUGUCAUACUAGUGUCUUCAGCUCCUAAGUCUGUGAUAAUGGGACACUCGGACAGCUUGAAUCGUCUAGUGGUGAUUCUCCGGAACCAACUGCAAAGCGACAAUUAUCAAGUUGUGUGCAAAGCAUUGCAAUCUUUGAACUCUCUGUUUUCGCGGCGUGAUAUCAGUUCGCUUUUCAUUCAUAGACUUGGUAAAUACGCAUUCGAGCCUAUCAAAACAAUGGUCACUGGUGAGCAUGCCGGAAAUGUAAAGGACAUAACAGAUGACCAGUUGGCUGUUGUACAAGAGGCUGUGAAAACAAUGGAAGUUUUGAUUACAGCUGCGAAAGAAGAAAAACGGUUGAGCACGAUUUCUCUGCUCGUACAAGCUUUAUGUCGUAUGUUGUGUGCAACUUCUGCGGAUGAGUGGAGACAACUUUCUGCUUCAGCUCGGAGGUUACAAGAGUUCACGAUUACUCGUUUGAACGCUAUUGCACCGAAUUGGCCUAAAGAAUUCAAAAAUAUACUAAACGUCCAUCCAAAUGUAAAACAUCAACUUGAAUCAGCUUUACUGUUGCAAGCUAGUCGCCAGUCCCUCUCCCAGCAAUUAUCCAAAGCGAAAGCAAACGAAGCCAAGAUGAAUACAACACAUCAACCUAGCAUCAAAUUAACGAUGGAUUUUAAUGCUUUUGGAAAAGCUGCUUCCUAA
Auanema sp. JU1783 is the source of this 6159-nucleotide messenger RNA. Lineage: Eukaryota; Metazoa; Nematoda; Chromadorea; Rhabditida; Rhabditidae. The record is from the annotation of a GenBank genome assembly.